AUUUGGGCCCCAUAUCUGAGGAAGGCUCAGAAUUAAAGGGUACUCUUUUAGAAAGAAGUUGAAGAAGAACUUUAGUCAGAGGUUAGUUAAUCUAUGGAACUCAUUGCCACUGAGGGUUGUGGAUGCCAAGUCAGUGGAUGUUUUUAAGACAGGUAGACAAAUUCUUGAUUAGAACGGAUAUCAAGGGUUAUGGGGAGGAGGCAGGAAAAUGAGAUUGGGAGGCAGAGAUCAGCCAUGAUUGAAUGGCGGAGUAGACUCGAUGGGCCGAAUGGCUGAGUUCUAGUCCUAUAACCAGUGAACUUGUGAACCUCUAUAAGAUCAUUCUAUAGUAUUCACAUUGGGGCAGAGUAUGAGGGUUUGUUAAUUUAUUAGUUGGCCAUGUGUAUAAAAUCAUGAGAGGAAAAGAGUGGGUAGAUGCACAGAAUCUCUUGCCUUGACUGGGGGAAUCGAGGACCAGAGGACAUAGGUUAAAGGUGAAGGGGAAAAGAUUUAAUAGGAAUCUGAGGGGUAACUUUUUCACGCAAAUGGCGGUGGCUUGAAGAUCGAGUCGCAGGUAGAUAAGGUGGUCAAAAAGGCUUUAGGCACUUUGGCCUUCGUCAGUCAGAGUAUUGAGUAUAGAAGUUGGGAGGUCAUGUUGCAGUUGUAUAAGACGUUGGUGUGACCGCAUUUAGAAUAUUGUGUUCGGUUCUGGGCACCAUGUUUUAGGAAGGAUAUUGUCAAGCUUGAAAGGGUUCAGAAAAGAUUUACAAGGAUGUUGCCAGGACUAGAGGGUGUGAGCUAUAGGGAGAGGUGGAGUAGGCUGGGACUCUAUUCCAUAGAGCACAGGAGGAUGAGGGGUGAUCUUACAGUGGUAUACAAAAUCACGAGAGGAAUAGAUCGGGUAGAUGCACAGAGUCUUUUGCCCAGAGUAGGGGAAUCGAGGGCCAGAGGACACAGGUUCAAGGUGAAGGGGAAAAGAUUUAAUGGGAAUCUGAGGGGUAACUUUCACACAAAGGAUGGUGGCUGUAUGGAACAAGCUGCCAGAGGAGGUAGGUACACAAAAAAGCUGGAGAAACUCAGCGGGUGCAGCAGCAUCUAUGGAGCGAAGGAAAUAGGCAACGUUUCGGGCCGAAACCCUUCUUCAGACGGGAGGAGGAGGUAGUUGAGUCUGGGACUAUCUCAACAUUUGAGAAACAGUUAGACAGGUACAUGGAUAGGACAGUUUUGGAGGGAUCUGGGCCAAAUCUGGGCAGGCAGGUGGGACUAGUGUAGUUGGGACAUGUUGGCCAGUGUGGGCAAGGUGGGCCGAAGGGCCUGUUUCCACACUGUAUCACUCUAUGACUCUGUCUCGCCCUCCUUUCCACAUUGAUUACACAGCACAGUCACUGUCAUAACGAGAGUUAACUGUUAACUGUACGGAUACACAUAGGGCAAUGUCACGCACUUAGUUAGCGACUGAUUGCAUCGACCUCUCGCUUGAGCUAACGUCGAAAUAAUGUCCCGUAGCCCAGUGUGCAUCAAUGACUUUGAAAAGCUCGCGGAAGGAAUUCUACCCAAAGCAGUCUAUGACUAUUACUCUUCAGGAGCCGAUGAACAGCAGACCUUGAAGGACAAUGUGGCUGCUUUCUCCAGAUGGCAACUGUGCCCGCGUGUCCUCAGGGAUGUGUCAAACAUGGACUUAUCCGUGACUAUCUUGGGACAAAGAGUUAGCAUGCCCGUCUGUGUCUCUGCUACUGCCAUGCAACGAAUGGCACACCCAGAAGGAGAGGUGGCAACAGUGAGAGCUUGCAGGUCGCAGGGUACGGGCAUGAUGCUGAGCACCUGGGCUACCUCCAGCAUCGAGGAGGUAGCUGAGGCGGCACCCGAGGCCACGCGCUGGCUGCAGCUGUACAUCUACAAGGACAGGAAGGUCACCGCGUCCCUGGUGAGGAGAGCAGAGGCGGCUGGCUACCGGGGAAUCUUUCUCACCGUCGACACGCCGUACUUGGGCAAGCGUUUAGCGGAUGUACGAAACAAGUUCAAACUUCCCCCUCCACUCAGGAUGGCAAACUUCGAGAACCUCGACUUGUCCUUUUCCAAAAAGGACUAUGGGGAAGACAGUGGUCUGGCUGUGUACACUUCCAGUGCAAUUGACCCCACCAUCAAAUGGCAGGAUAUCGACUGGCUGAGACAAUUGACCAAACUGCCGAUCGUUCUCAAGGGCAUCUUAAGAGCCGACGAUGCCAGGGAAGCGGUUAAACAUGGAAUUGCCGGAAUACUUGUAUCCAACCACGGAGCAAGGCAACUGGAUUGUGUGUCAGCAACGAUUGAUGCUCUCCCUGAGAUCAUUGAGGCUGUGGAAGGGAGGGUGGAAGUCUACUUGGACGGAGGCGUGAGGAAGGGGACUGAUGUGCUGAAAGCUCUUGCUUUGGGUGCCAAGGCUGUGUUUUUGGGAAGACCAGCCCUGUGGGGGCUGGCAUAUCAGGGAGAAGAAGGAGUUCACAAAGUCCUACAGAUACUAAAGGAAGAAUUCAGGCUGGCCUUAGCUCUUGCAGGGUGUCGCAAUGUGAACGAAAUAGACGGGUCUCUCGUGAAGAAGGGUACCUGGGCAAGAUCACGGAUCUGAAGGAAGUCAUGAAGCUGGAAUGAGACGAAGGAGUCGGCAAAAAUAUUGCCGCAGAGUGGUGGGACCAUGGUUGGGAAUUCUCCCGGGAAUGAUUCUGCAUGGAAAAUUAACUCUUAUAAGGUGAUAAAUAAUAGGAGCAGAAUUAGGCCAUUCAGCCCAUCAAAUCCACUCUGCCAUUCAAUCAUGGCUGAUCUAUCUCUCCCUCCCAACCCCAUUCUCCUGCCUUCUUCUCUAUAACCUCUGACACCCGUACUAAUCAAGAAUCUAUAUAUCUCUGCCUUAUCCACUGACUUGGCUUCCACAGCCUUCUGUGGCAAAGAAUUCCACAGAUUCACCACCCUCUGACUAAAGGCAUUUCUUCUCAUCACCUUCCUAUAGGAAUGUCUAAUUCUGAGGCUGUGACCUCUAGUCCUAGACUCUCCCACUAGACCCUCGGUGAAAAUACUGCAAUCACAAAAAGACUGUUUCUUAGUCCAAGCGAUAUCUUGAUUUACUGUAUAACUUACAACAGGGAAAUUCACAAGAUGAUAUAUUUUCUUUAACUUUCUCUAACCUUAUAGUGUAAGGUAAAAUCAUACACCAUAUGGGCAGAUCUGAUAUUAAAUAAAAAUUAAAUCUGGUGGAAACACUCACUCAGCCAGUCAGGCAGCAUCGGUAAAACAGAGUUAACAUAUCAGGUCAAAGAUUCUACAUCAAAACCCCAUCUUGAUCAUAGUGAAGGGAGGAACUGCAGAGGCUGGUUUAAACUGAAGACAGACACUGGAGUAACUCAGCGGGUCCAGGCAGCAUCUCUGGAGAAAAGGAAUCGGUGAUGUUUCAGGUCAGGGCCCUUCUUCGGGCUGACAGUCAGGCGAGAAAGAAAAUAGAGAUAUGAAUAGGUACAGAACAAAUCAGAGCUGGCACCAUUGACUCGGGAAAGGUGGAGCCCACAAUGGUCCAUUGUUGGCUAUGGACGAGGGUUUGACGAAUGGAUAUCUAAAGAUGGGUGGCUGAUGGUCGGGGCUGACUCGAUGGGCUCGAUAUUUCUGUCCUGUAUCUGUUGAGACACUUUUCAAAACAGCCAUAAUCUAUUAUAUGAAGCUUCGAGUCAUAGAGCACAGAAAUAGGCCCAUCGGCCCAUCAGCCCAUCGGCCCAUCGAAUCUGCCGCGACCAUCAGCCACCCAUCACCGCUGUCAACCCCCCACUCCGCGCCUCCGUGCUGCCGGCCUAGGGCCCCAGCCGUGGGCUCCAUCAGCCGCUCCGCCAAGCCACAACCUGACCCCGGGCUUCUACGCGCCAAUCCGGGUGGCAUUGAGACCACGGCGUCUCGAUAAAGGCCGCCAGCCGCGGUCCCAGUCCAUAGCCGCGGCCCCGUCGGGCAGGUACAUGGAUGAGGACAAUGGGGAAUCUGGUGCAGGCAAGAAGCUGAGACCUAUGGAGAUCAUAGUGAAUGGGCUGCAGACGUCAAGUGGACUAUUCCUGCACCUCGUCCCCCGUGGGAACAUCAUGUUUCGCUUGAGCAGCUUACAACCCAGUGGUAUGAAUAUUGAUUUCUCUAACUUCAUAACCCUUGCAUCUCCC
This is a messenger RNA of Leucoraja erinaceus (little skate), 4145 nucleotides long. It is a transcript of the gene hao1, whose product is annotated as hydroxyacid oxidase (glycolate oxidase) 1. The transcript has 8 exons. NCBI's taxonomy places the organism in Eukaryota, Metazoa, Chordata, Chondrichthyes, Rajiformes, Rajidae. The record is from RefSeq and is a predicted model, not a curated record. Gene Ontology annotation, molecular function: oxidoreductase activity; FMN binding. The coding region runs from base 1475 to 2584 and encodes 369 amino acids.